Alnus glutinosa is the source of this 689-nucleotide messenger RNA. Its product is annotated as vascular-related unknown protein 4-like. The transcript has 3 exons. Lineage: Eukaryota; Viridiplantae; Streptophyta; Magnoliopsida; Fagales; Betulaceae. The record is from RefSeq and is a predicted model, not a curated record. Gene Ontology annotation, biological process: xylem development. The coding region runs from base 87 to 587 and encodes 166 amino acids.
AUAUAGGUGCUUUCCUUUAAGAGGUCUUCUCUCAAGUCUCAAACCUCAUUCAAUUAUCUUUUCUUUCAUCUUCUCUUGCUUUUUGGAUGGAGAACUCAACUAAUUCUAUGAGCAAAGCCCUCUCUUCCAAUGAAAGAUCUCCAGAGGAGAGUGGCUGGACUGUCUACUUUGAAGAUUUCUUAGUCAACAACAACAACAACGAAGAAGAACACAGCUAUUGCUCUUCCCGUUUUAAAAGCUCUUCUCUUGUUUCUGAUGCUGCUUCUUUUGCCGGAAAAAAGUCUUUGGAUAAGAUCAGUAGUAAAAGAUUGAGCUUCAAGAAGAGGAAAACAAUCGGAGCUUUGGUUGAUGAUGCUCUAGAGGAUACUGCUAGUUCUCCUGUCAGCAGUCCCAAGGUUUGUAAUCUGAAUAUUGCAAAACGGAACUAUAAUACAGAAAUAUGUCAGGAGAAAGGAAGUGCUUCAGGACAGAUAGAGGGGAGAAGUACUGAAAUGGGUUUUAUUGGGAGAGAUAGUGACUGCACAGAACUGAAGAAGAGGGGCCUUUGCUUAGUUCCUUUCUCUAUGUUAAUGAAUUAUUUUGGGUAAUUCCAAUUUAAUCUUCUCUCUCUCUCUCUGUGUGCAUGAACAAAAAUCAUGUUAAACUGUUGCUGUAUAUAAUGAACUUAAUUAAGAGCCAUUAUUUUAGUA